CCACAGGCGCGCGCUGCCUCUUCCGUCGCGGGAGCGCGCAGGCGAAGCGAAGAUGGCGGCGGACAGCGAUGUCCAGUCCGAGAUCGAGGUGCUCGAGUCCAUCUACCUGGAGGAGCUGAGCGUCAGCACCAGCAGCACAGGGGACGUGGAGGUGAGCGUGGUCCUGUACCCGUCGACGGCCGAAGACGCCCUCUCGCAGUUUGUGCGACUCACGCUCGCCUUGACUCUGGACUCGCAGUACCCGACGACUCCGCCCACUAUCUCCGUUCUCCACCCCAGAGGCCUUUCCGAUGACAAGCUCCUCAGUGUCCAGCAAUGUCUGCAGGCGGAGGCACAGCUGUGUCUUGGGGGUCCAGCGCUCUACCAGCUCAUUGAGAAAGCCAAAGAGAUCCUGACGGAGAGCAAUAUUCCACACGGGAACUGCGUCAUCUGCCUGUACGGCUUCAAGGAAGAGGAGGUGUUCACCAAGACCAGCUGCUAUCACUACUUCCACUCAUACUGCCUGGGCCGCUACGUGGCGCAUUCGGAGACGGAGAUUCGAGAGCGCGAGAGGGAGAUGGAGGAGGACAAGACGAGGGCGGGAGUGGACGGCCUGGAGCUGACUGUCGUGUGCCCCGUUUGUCGAGAGCCGCUGACCUAUGACCUGAAGGACCUCCUGGCUUCUCCUGCACCUUGUUUUCCCACGUCUGAGCAGACAAUGGUGGGGGCGGACUUUCAGAAGAAGUGGGCGGAGUUUCAGACUCUCUUGGAGAGGCAGAGGGAAAGGGGCGGAGUUAUCAAUCCAGAGGCCGAGUCCAAUCGAUUCCUCAUACAUACGAAUGAGAUGUCUCCUGAUGCCAACAACACAAACCCAUGUUCAGAUGGCUCUCCUUGCCCAGCCAUGCCAUCUGCUCCUUCUGCCGACACUUGCCCAAGCCAGCCGGGCUUCAGCCACUCUCAGUGGAGGGGCGGCCCGGGGCACAGGCGCCGCGGUCAAUCGACAGGCAGCAGGAGAGGAGAAGGCCGAACGCGGCAUGAGGAAGUCGUAGAGGAAUACGUGGCAAAACUUUCCCUCUCCUCAGAGGGAAAGGCAGGAGUGAAGGGGGAGAAUACCACACCAACAGGUGUGUCUCAGCUGGAAUGCCGACUACGGGGCGGCGCCGAAGGGAAACUGCGGCCGUGUCCUGCUGACUGUGCAGACGUGGAGAGACGCGAAAAUGCUUGCGAGCCAAAAGCAGCGACUCCAAGCGAAACUCAGUCCGUAAAGCCAGCAAAGCUGCGUUCUUUCUCAGCUGGCACCCCAAGAGGCAGUAGCGCACCGGGAAAGGAGCGGGGUCCGAAGGGGGACGUGGGGAGGCGGGGGGACCUGCGGGGCUCAAGACAGCGGUUCGACACGGUGCUGGAAAGUACCUGCGAAGGAGGAGACUGGCGGGAGACUCGAAGGGACAGAGGAGGGAGAGGUCAAAGGGGAAGGGGUGGAGUGAACCUGCAGCACAGAGCAAGAGGAGGCAGCAGGGGGAUUGGAAGGGAUCUCAAUCCCAGGCUGUUGGAGGAAGAGGGCAGCUGUGAAGGAAACAAGGAAGUGUGUCUCCAUUGGAAUUGAACAGAAUCAACCUCAAGCCGGACUGUGGAAUGAGAUGUGACCGAAAUGCACAUGUCGAAGAUCUGAAAUAAAGUUCAAGUAAUUUCUUUGACUUUUGGAAGGCCUGUCCCAUCUUGCAGGAAAUAAAUGAAUAUAUAGCACCAGCUGUGCGUGCGAUUACCAAUGACCGAAAUCACUGCGAUACUAAAUACGCACUUGUGUUAUGGGACGGUAUUGUCUUUGGAAAUUCAAUAGAGAUUAUUCUGCACAAAUGGCUUCCUUAUGCUGGCACCUGGUUUUUUUUUUUUUUUUUAUUAUGAUUUGCCAAAUACAUACUUGUUUACACACACUAGUGCAGAAUUAAGGUGCAAUAUCUGCCUUGUAAGCAGAAACAGGGUUGCAGAGUUUGCAGAAGAAUCAAAUAUAUGUGAAAGAAACUGUAAACAUAAUAAAGUAUUUAUGUGAGGAAACA
Molecule: messenger RNA, 2033 nt
Organism: Scleropages formosus (Asian bonytongue)
Lineage: Eukaryota; Metazoa; Chordata; Actinopteri; Osteoglossiformes; Osteoglossidae
Gene: rnf25
Product: ring finger protein 25
Exons: 10
Coding region: 53-1582 (509 amino acids)
Biological process (GO): protein ubiquitination
Cellular component (GO): nucleus
Molecular function (GO): ubiquitin protein ligase activity; protein binding
Source: RefSeq, a predicted model, not a curated record